Canariomyces notabilis is the source of this 1211-nucleotide messenger RNA. RefSeq lists its product as uncharacterized. Lineage: Eukaryota; Fungi; Ascomycota; Sordariomycetes; Sordariales; Chaetomiaceae. The record is from RefSeq and is a predicted model, not a curated record. The transcript has 8 exons. Bases 1 to 948 code for a protein of 315 amino acids.
AUGCCAGGCGACCCGCCGACAAACCUACAGCCAUCUUCCCCUCGGGGUAAACAACCGCCGUCUGCCACUUCCGCUGGUCCUUCUGAGGCUACGCAGUCCGCCAAUCCGGCCUCUUCACCUUCUGGCCUUGGGAUGUUGGGUCGCGACCCCGAAUGCCGCUCCGUCAAAGACGUGGAGACAGUUUCAAACAAGUACCCCUGCGUGUUUUCCCGCCUCCGAUCCCCUUCCGCCUUCGCCGGGACGACCGCUGCCCUUUCCCCUUCUGUGCGCCGACAAGCCCGGGCAACCCGCCAGCGGCUGGCUCGGCCCGCCCCCGCGUUCGAGGUUGAGGAGUAUAAGAAGGAAGAGCAGGCGAGUCAUGAUAAGGAGGACGACGAGGAUGUGGACCUGGUCGACGUCGAUCACAAGCUUCUUCUGCCCGCGCUUACUGGUCGCUUUCUCCUUGUUCUCGGCCUCGGCGGCUACGCCGUCGAAGGGAACUCAGACCACGAGGACAUGGAGCUGUUGCCGGAAAAGCGGCAUAUUUAUCAUGGCCACGCUCGCGGCAAUGGGAGCGUUGCCGAUGCAAAGGCAUGCGACGAUGUUGGUAGCUUCAGGAAUUUGUCGUCCUUCUCUGCGGCCUCGAACCAGCGGGCCUCCUUGAUCUCCCACGGCUCGGACUCCUCAGCCGCUGAACAACUGCAGCCGCCCGCCCGCCUUCCCACCAAGAAAGACAAGGGACAGGGAAAGGCGCGUCGCCGUCGCCAGCGGCAGUGGCAGCGCCGCGCCCAAGCGGAAGAGGGGGUGCCUCUUCCAAAAAAUUCGAGUAAUAAGAAGCAGAAGUUGUCCCAGGAUGACCUGAACAGACGUGACCUCCCCUGCGAGCUGGACGGCAACGGGCCGUUGCCCGAUGGGCAAAAGAAGACAUUCACCAAAGAUACGAGACGCGCACCUCACGGCAAUUUUUGAGACUCUAAACCGAUUUUCAGCCCCCCUUUGUGCCCAUCCCAGCAUUCCCGGAGUUCUGCAUUCGGUGUCUGCGCUCGUCGAUUAUCGCUUAUAAGGGCAGUCAUCCAGUCUCGAGCCCUUCAAGUUCCGUUGUGUCAUGGCCAAGUCGGGCGUGACUCGGUGCCUGCAGUGCACCAACAGGAAGGACACGUGUGACCCGGUCCUCCCUCACAUGGCCGGUGAUGGCUUUAUCUUGGCGCACAUCGUGGGAUAGGUGACCACGA